AUGAAUGCAAACGGGAACACCGCUUCUUUUCGCAACCUUCCUAUGGCACCAAAACUCGUACCUACAGAUCUACCAACCCUCCAGAGUGCGGGCCGAGUGCUAGCGGACCAGUUUGCGAAGGAUGCGCAAACAAUACCGGACCUGGGGGAUAUGUUGACCAUUCGGCAGUCUUCAGCAUCCUACAGUGUAUUCGCAGAUGACCCCCGUGUCCCGUUUCAAAAGCGGAAGCUCAUCACCAUUCCAGAGUCAUUGUGGGAACAUUAUAAGGCCACCGAGGUUGUCUCACAUAUGGGCAUCAUUCCCGAGCUGGAGCGGGUAUGGGUAUCGAUUGAUUCUAAAUUAUUUCUUUGGGACUACAUGGAGGGCCAAGAAUUGAGUUCCUAUACGGACCAACCCGAUGUGAUUGUUCACGUUGCCCUCGUAAAAGCGAAGCCAGGCGUCUUCAUUGACGACAUCAACUAUGUCCUAGUCAUCUGUACCCCCGUCACGGUUCUCCUCAUCGGACUCUCUAUCACGGAUGUCCCUGGUCCCAGUAAUCGAACUCGCAAACAGAUCGACUUAUACGACACCGGCAUGUCAAUAGCAUGUGGCGUUGAGAUGACUGAUGUCAUCGGUAUGAACGAUGGACGAGUGUUCAUGGUCGGGUCGCAGGAUGGUCAUUUGUACGAAUUGCACUACCAGGAGAAGGAAGGGUGGUUUGGGAAACGCGUACAGUUGAUCGACCACUCUAUCAGUGGUGUAAAGAAUCUCUUUCCCCUUUUCUCGACACCGAGCUCGGAAGAUCGCAUUGUAUCUGUGUUGGCCGACGCACCUCGGAGCAUAUUCUACACACUGACUGCAAACAGCAUUGUUUCUGUGUACUAUCCACAGCACGACAAGUCCAUUCACCUAUUGCAGACGAUUCACAACCUGUACAAAUUAGCCCAGGAGAAGGCCCCAGGAUCACCCGCCCUGACGCCCCAAUCAUUUCGAGUCAUCUCACUCCAUGUUAUCGAACAGAACGAGUCACGCUUAGGCAUCCAACUCAUGGCAAUCACUAUGAAUGGUGUACGGCUUUACUUCGCUCCAUCGUCUACACCAUACAGCUACCACUCAAGCAGUAGUACUGAGCCACGUGGUCACCGCUCACUUCAGCUCAUACAUGUUCGUCUUCCGCCCCCCAACCUCCUUCACCCAGACGAACAGUCGAAUCCUUUCCCACAACCAGCAAACUACGCACCUCGACAAAACCAACAUCCUCCACCAGCAUCGCGUCCGUUCAUUGUUUCCGGCCUGGAGCGUUCAAUGUACUCCGCGGGCGUGACGGUAGCUGCGCAAGCCGGUGAUACAGAUGGAAUGGACUUCCUUCUGUGCAUGUCGCCUGACCUGACGCGGAUAGGCCCUUUUAGCUCAGCAUCUGUCCCACAACCGCAAUAUGUACACAAUAUCUACGGCAGUGGGUCCGCUCCACAGAGAACACCUCUGACGGAGCGUGCCAUUCUUCUCUCCAUUCCUGGGCGCACAUGGGCCAUGGCAGUCGUCCCUCGGGCACAGGCAGCCGUCGGUACCACUGUCCUGCCUCCGGAUACGCCGACACCGGUCGUCACAAAUGAGUUGGCUUACCAAUUUUUGGAGCCGCCGAAGCAGUUUAUGAUCUUGACUAACGUGGGGCUUACAAUUCUUGCAAAACGCCGCGCCAUGGAUUGGCUCAAGGAAGUCAUCGAAGAAUUUCUAACGAAGAACAACAUGCAAAACAUUAUCGAUUUUCGUGACAGUUUCGGUCGUGAUCAGACCUGCGCAAUGCUGCUCGCACUGGCAUGCGGUAAUACAUUCAUUGAUCAAUCGGACCCUUCACCGUUAAGUGGUGUUUCGACACUGUCGCCUGAGGUCGCAAAAGUCGCGAAGCAAGCAUUCUAUGAUUGCGGCGAGCGGCCGGUGUGGACUGAACGAUUAGCAUACGGGACUAACGUUGGUGAUGGGACGGGAACUGCGCUUUUCAGUGGUCGUCGAGAAGGGUUUGCACUCUAUUUUGCACGGUUAGUGCGGCCCGUAUGGAAGAGCAAGCUGACGAAGCUUGGCUCCCUCGGUCUGCACGAGACAAAUAUCUCAGAAGAACUUCUAUUCAUGGUUCAAAAGAAUUUGUUCGCAUUGAAGGACUUUUUGGACAAGAAUCCUCAUCUCUUUCAUUCGGGCACUGCUGAUUAUACCGGAGCACGUGCUGCGCCUGCGAGUGAUCAAGAAGCCUGGAAGGCUGAACAAAACUCAGUCGCUCAGCUUCAGACGCUUCUGGCUCGCACGAUUGAGGGCGCUUCUUUCUUUUUGCUUCUCAAUGACCAUCGGAUUGGAGAACUGAUCGCACAAACUGACGUAGAAACGCAGAAGCUGAUCACUUCUCUGACCUUCGAAGAACUCAUCACCGGCCAGAAUGGUGUGGCAGCCUCUCGGGCCUUGGUGAACGUGGUCAUUGACCAGCAGAUUGGCCAACAAAUUGCGGUAAGGGCUUUGUAUCCAAACCUUUUGGGUGUUUCUUUCCAGGUUGAUACAAUUAGCGACGUCUUGCAAGCACGUUGUGGUUCAUUUUGUAGCACAGAUGAUGUGAUGCUUUACAAGGCGAAGGAAAAUACCCGCAAGGCUGUGGAAAGUCGCAACCCGGCGGAGCGUCAAAAUUUUUUGAGCGAGUCGCUGAGAUUGUUCAUAAAAGGUGCUCGUAUCAUUGACUUCGAAAAACUCCGCGAAAUCAUUGGCGAUUACCAACAACUUCAGUAUGUUAAGGGUGCGGUCGAACUACCGUUGCAUUGCGCGGAGGCCUCGGAUUCGGAUCACCUCGGCCAAGAAUAUUGGCUCGGUACCCCUCAGAUAUCGUCCGCACCUGUGGCGACCUCUACUUCGGCAUCUGCCGUUGCUUCGGCGGACGUUGAUCCGCGGAAGGAGCACUGGGAGCGGAGGGCACGAUGUUAUGACUUGGUUUUGGACUCUUUGGAGUCGUUUGAGGGCAAGACUGGGAAGGAGAGUGAGGAUGCAGAACGGAUUAGAGCUCACGCCUAUGAAUUGGCGUUUGCGAGCCCUGACGAAAUGUUUCACUCAUGUCUGUAUGAGUGGUUAAUCGAUCGGGGGCUGGCGGAUGAAUUGUUAGAGAUGCGCCCUGCAUACCUCGAAGCAUAUCUACAACGUGACCCCCCUACGGUGGACAAGUAUCAACUGCUCUGGCAAUUUUAUGUUAAAGACGGCCAGCCGCUACGAGCAGCACAAGUCCUCAAUGUUUUCGCUGAAUCCAUCGACUUCCCCCUCACACUUUCUCAGCGUCUCGAAUAUCUCACCCUCGCCGUUGGCAAUGCCAAGUCACAUCCUGUCUCCGUCGGCGGUCAACAUGAGUCUGCCAUUGCCUUCCUCACAGAGCUUGAGGAGAAGCUUGAUGUCGCCCAGGUGCAGCUUGAGAUCUACAGCAUGUUGUUACCCCGCGUCCAAGAAUCAGAGGACGAGGGCUUCAAGCAAAAGGUUGGCUUGUUAGAGCGUGGAUUAUACAACAUUACCGAACUGUUUCAGGUCUAUGCAGACCCAUAUGAUCUGGGCGUGGCCAAACUCCUUAUUUUUCACGUCUCACAGCAUCGAGACGAGAAAUUGCUGUGUGGGAUCUGGGAUCGUCUGAUUGAAGAAGGUAUGUGCGUCGCUCCUGCUGAAGCCGCGGACAAGCUUCAAUCCGACAUAGUUCCCUUAGGCCAGCGAUUCCAUCCGUCAGAUUGCGCAUUCCCAUUCCGACAUAUUGCCCUCCUCCUCGUAAGGUUCCAACUAGUAAAUGCGGCUGCCAUUUCCCCCGGCUGGGUUCCGAGAAUCUUGGUCCAAUGUGGGGUGCCAUAUGCAGAAGCAUGGGACGUCCUACACCAGAUGUAUGACUCCCAGAUACCACCAUUCACUACGCAAGAGGCCGUCCAUACACUCUCCGCUGCUAUCUGCAUUCUCAUGCAGGAUUGGCUGGAGGCCGCGAAGCGCUCGUCCAGCGAAUACUUCCCCGUCAACCGCAUCGAUUCGGCGGUGGACGUAUAUCUUCGGGAGCUGUCAAAAGACGACGCGUGGAAGGGCACCCGUGAGGGGUACGAGAGCAUUCGACGCGAGCUUCGGCGGAAUUGGUGA
Heterobasidion irregulare TC 32-1 is the source of this 4107-nucleotide messenger RNA. RefSeq lists its product as uncharacterized. The coding region runs from base 1 to 4107 and encodes 1368 amino acids. Gene Ontology annotation, molecular function: structural constituent of nuclear pore. The record is from RefSeq and is a predicted model, not a curated record. Lineage: Eukaryota; Fungi; Basidiomycota; Agaricomycetes; Russulales; Bondarzewiaceae. Gene Ontology annotation, cellular component: nuclear pore; nuclear pore inner ring. Gene Ontology annotation, biological process: transcription-dependent tethering of RNA polymerase II gene DNA at nuclear periphery; protein import into nucleus; protein localization to nuclear inner membrane. The transcript is spliced from 19 exons.